GUCUGAGUGAUUCCUCCUCGGAAGGAUUAAGGUCCUGCGGAGGCGUUGGAACACCCUUGGGCACAACUGGUGCAAGGCAGGCUCCAUGACAGGUCCAACUGUGCUGCAGAGAUGAGGGCCUUGAGCCGCUGUAAAGCUGAAGACGAGCGGGGCCAUCAGAGCGUCGUAAACGGGCCGAACACCUGCCUGACUGGGGGUGGGGGUCACGGUGUGUCACUUCAUUAGUCGUGCAGUGCAGCGAGGGCCACCGCAAUCAGGGCCUUUAAGUCACGUAAUCCCGUGGGAGGAUGAAGAGGAUGCUCCUCGUAAUGUCCACUGUCAGAUGAAGGUUGUAAAAAGGUCUGAUGGCUUUCACUCUCUCAGAGACGGCUGGAAAUGGUGAUGGAGGGGAGGACCGGAAACACAAAAUGACAACAGUGUGUGUGUGUGUGUGUGUGUGUGGGAUGGGCCAAGGGCCAGCUACAGGAGGAGAGGGGGGGAUGCUCAGCAUUGAUGGACUGCAAGGUGGAUGCUAUAUAAUGCAAGACAGAAGCAAGCCCUGGAUCAAUGACCGGCUGCUGCUCUCAGAAGACGUGAAACCAAAGAGACAGAACAAAAGCAACCCAGGACCCAAACAGCUGCAGCGGCUCCUGAGCAUCCUGAAGAGACAAGUCACUGAGGCAUCCAGGAUGAAGGCUCUGGUGAUUCUGCCCCUGCUCCUGUGUGCGGUGGUGUGCACCGUCCAGGUGAGAGCGGAGGUGAAGGCGGUGAAGCUGUGUGGUCGAGAGUUCCUGAGAGCCGUGGUCUACACCUGCGGAGGCUCCCGCUGGAGGAGACUCCUCACCGAGUCAGACGUGGACGCUCUGCCGACAGGGGAACAGAGCAGCCUGGAGACCCUGAGCAGCAGCAGCAGCUCCUCGGCCGCUGCGCUGACCAGACGAGACAUGAAUAACAUACUGACCACCGUGUGCUGCCAGAUGGGCUGCAGGAAGAGUGACCUGACCUUCCUCUGCUGAGGGCGACUCCCUCUCCUCUGCUUCACUCACUCUCCAACUGACCAAAGUGACUGUUUUCAUCUCGCCUGCCAAAUCUGAAUCGAUUUAAAACCAAUCUGAUCGCCGUCUUGUUCGUAAAAAGUAACGCUCGCAUCCACAUUUGCUGCUUUUCAAAUUGCUUUGGAUAUUUUUUGUGGGUUUUGAUUGAUUAGUUUGACCUGUGUAGACUGUAGAUGUGACUCGAGGAUCUGGAAAACAUGUUUCUGAAAACAUAUGCAUAGAGUGAAAUUAAGAAAAAGAACAUAGUUGGAGUAAAUGCACUCAGGGCUGAUAUUACUGAUUCUAAACUGCAGGAGUUUAUCACCUCCCACUCAGAUUCUCCAGGCUCCUGUGCUGUUUGUAGUGAGUAACCAGCAGGUUUGUAAAAAUGU
Hippoglossus stenolepis (Pacific halibut) is the source of this 1405-nucleotide messenger RNA. RefSeq names its product insulin-like 5a (gene insl5a). The record is from RefSeq and is a predicted model, not a curated record. Gene Ontology annotation, molecular function: hormone activity. Gene Ontology annotation, cellular component: extracellular region. The transcript is spliced from 3 exons. Lineage: Eukaryota; Metazoa; Chordata; Actinopteri; Pleuronectiformes; Pleuronectidae. The coding region runs from base 345 to 995 and encodes 216 amino acids.